AUGCACGCCACGCCAUCGACCGAGCCGCCGCCGCGCGACACGUACACCGCGCGCGGUCUGCGCUACGCCCGCGCGUACGACGCGCGAUGCCUCCAUCGCGUGCGCGCGUCGCGGGACGGGACGACCGUGCUCGAGGUGUUGGAGACGCAGGUUGGCCGGUUCGCCGGGCGCGCGCGCGAGGGCGUCGGCGACGACGGCGUCGAUCCCCGGUGGACGCGCGCGCUCGAGCUCGAUCGCGUGCGCGUGCGCGAGAGUGCGACUGGGGCGUGGACGCGCGCGUCGCUGGACGCGCGCGUGCGGACGGGGAUGGUGAUCGAGACGACGCGACACGUGCACGAGCGGGCGACGGCGGCGGCGACGCCGCGGGUGGUGUUCGAGCGCGACGACGGAACGGGGAUCGUUGGGGUGGAGAAACCGGGAGGGGUGCCGGUGCUCGCGGGUGUGAGCGCGCCGGGGGUGUCGGGACGGUUGAAUUGCGUGGCGUUGGUGUCGGCGAGGCGACGACGGGAGGUCGAGGCGCGGCGGGCGACGACGGACGAGACGACGUCGAAACGCGCGCGCGUGGACGAUGGCGCGGACGAUGGCGCGGACGAUGGGCGCGUGUGGGCGGUGAAUAGAUUAGAUGCGCCGGUUUCUGGGGUGUGGCUGUGCGCGACGAGCGUCAAGGCGUCGCUCAAGGCGAGGGAGUGGUUGUCAAAGCCUGGUACGUCGACGAAGACGUACCUGGCGCGCGUGAGUAAAGGGUCCGCGCUGACGACGCCCGACGGGGGAUUACGCAUCGACGCGCCGCUGUGGAAGAAUGCGAAGACGUCCGUGGCCGAGCUGAGACCCGAGAGCGAGGGUGGGAAGCCGUGCGCGACGCGCAUUUUUCUGUUGGAGCGUUUCGAAGACGACGACACCGCGCUCGUCGUCGCUCGACUCGAGAGUAACGGAAGGUAUCACCAGAUACGCGCGCACCUUGGAUCGAUCGGGCAUCCGAUAGCGAACGACGCGACGUACAACGACGACGUUUCGGCGGACGACGAGACCUCGUUCGCCGGUCGAGCGUACGACGACGACGAAAGCGGCACCAUCGCCGCCGCGCUCGCGGCGGAUCGAGAUCCGACGUGUCCCGAGUGCGAUGCCCUCAUCGCGCUCACCGCGUCGAAAGAUCGCUCGCGCAAACCCCUCGCGGCGAAGAUCAUCUGGCUCCACUCCCUGCGAUACCAGUUCGUCGUUCGAGACGUCGCGUUCGACAUUCGAAGCGACUCGAUCCCAGCCUUCGCUCGACGACCGCCCGAUCUCUCCGUCGACGACUUCAUCGCCCAGCUCCCGGACGCUUCGUGA
Messenger RNA from Ostreococcus tauri, 1326 nucleotides. Its product is annotated as Pseudouridine synthase, RsuA/RluB/C/D/E/F. The record is from RefSeq and is a predicted model, not a curated record. The transcript has a single exon. Gene Ontology annotation, molecular function: RNA binding; pseudouridine synthase activity. Bases 1 to 1326 code for a protein of 441 amino acids. NCBI's taxonomy places the organism in Eukaryota, Viridiplantae, Chlorophyta, Mamiellophyceae, Mamiellales, Bathycoccaceae. Gene Ontology annotation, biological process: pseudouridine synthesis.